GUGGGGGUUGUAGCACCUCCACAACUUCAACUUAACGUUAGAUGCCUACCGUAGCAACCAAUCAGUGGAUCAGCUCCUUAAAUCUUCAGCGGCUUCAUGAACCAAGUUACCUCUUUACGUACGUCUACGGCGUGAAUCGAUAUCGUGUGUCACGAGGCUUCACUUCUCCUCUCUCUUUUUUCCUCUCUCGCCUUUCCUACUACCUAAGGACUACCAUAACCACUCUUCUUCUUUCUUGUUCUCUUUUUGCCUGCCUUCAACUUCAUUCCAUAUAACUUCACCCUUGUCUCACCCGGCUUGUGCUCUCUUUUACUUGCUAUUUUGGACCCAUUUGGAUAUAAACAACUUCCAUUGUCGGCCUUGGGGAACAACAUUCCCUCUCCUCUUCAGCACGAUUACUCCUCUUCUCUUGGGAAAUAGUGUUUUUAGGCGAGAAGCAGUCGACAUGCUCAACUGGCAUUCAGACUAUGGCAAGGAACAGCUCGGACGGCGCAGAGAUUCUUGUCCACAUCACAGCACCAAGUCGAUCAACCGAUGAUGUUUCAUAUCGACAACUUGCCCAAGCUUAUCUAUCUUUUGAGCCUCACAGGCGCACACAACUCUCUGUGAUAGAUUCGCAGACAGUUGAGGAACAACAGCGUAUGCCAGAACGAUAUCAAGGGGCGCCAUCGCCAAGUCAGACCAGGGUAACAACUUCGUUUGGACGAUCGUUUGAGAUCACAUCCCAAGAUCUAAGUUUCGAAGGAGCUAUAGACAAUCGAUCAUCACCAUGUCUACCGCGUGAGGCAUUGGCUCGGAGUGCGAUCCCCUCAUCAGACCAUACUAGUUUCGGGUCAAUCAACUCCUGGUGUGCGCCUGCGAGUCAAAUCAGUGACUCUUAUCCCAUGCCAGAUGCUGCGCUCUUAGACGUUUCACCGUCACGUAUACUACACAGCUACGUCCGAAGAACUCAGCCAUCGCAGGAACCAUAUUCGUCGCCAACUGCGCAUAAGAAGCGUCCUCCGUUACCAGAGUUUGGACUGAGAGUCGAUGUUCCCUCUUCCCUACCACCUCACAGUCAAGAAGCAACUUGGCCUGUCGAGGCCCCUGGAAUCAUAAAUAUCGUACCUACGACGCCACAAACAGACAAAGCAGCCGAGGUUCCCAUACCCUCGGCGAAUACAGAGGUGAUAGCCUUCGAGCAUUUGGCUCCAGAUAUCACUCAUAUUUCUGGCAGUGUGGUUAGCAACCACUCGCCAGCUCUAUCGCCUCGUGCAGGGUCAGAACCCCCACUUUCAAAACGAUCCAAGAUUGGACACUUGGAGCAUGGUGAUCUAGUCAGAAGCUCUAGCGAUACAGGCCCAGCUCUGUCAACGAGAAACUCUCAGGGAGACCAAGUCAGCAGUAGCUUGGAAAUCCGGCCACCAUCCCCAUCCGUGGGAGUUGACGACAUCGAUCCUGCAGAUUUGAUAUCUGAGAAGCUCGCAAAACUCGCCCGCGAUCUGUCGUCGAGAUAUCGUCCGACGACAAAACGCGAUAUCGAAGCCUUCGAACGAGGAUACUGGCUUAUCAACUGCAGUGGCUGGGACCCAGCUGUCCGGUUUGAUACUUGGGUUUUCCUCGCUAAUUAUCUCAAGAGUGGUUUGGCGGGCUGGGGAACCUGGUGUCGUAGAGACAAAACCCACGACUGGAUACGAUUAUAUUGCUGGGGCCAUGUUGUGAAACAUACAUACUUGCUCCUGUACCUUGCGAGUGGAAGACAAAUCAAGACAAGUGGCGCGAAGUGGUAUGGAGCAGAUGGUGAAGUUGCUCUGGAAAUCCCGCCUUAUGAGAAGCAGGGAUAAGUCAGAUGACUGCUCGCACCAGAUUUCAGUUUGGAUAUUAUACUCGACUUGGCAUCCUGGGAGGACUUGAACAUUCAUAUCAUAAGCGAGGCGUUUGUCGGUUUUUUUUCCUCUUUGGUCUAGACAACGCUUGCCAUCAAUCAUCGCAACUAGAUAGAGCUGCAAAGCUUGGUCCUUCAAUGUUAUAAGGCGACAUAAAUAGACAAA
Messenger RNA from Fusarium oxysporum Fo47, 2030 nucleotides. RefSeq lists its product as uncharacterized. The record is from RefSeq and is a predicted model, not a curated record. Bases 468 to 1823 code for a protein of 451 amino acids. The transcript has a single exon. Lineage: Eukaryota; Fungi; Ascomycota; Sordariomycetes; Hypocreales; Nectriaceae.